Ictidomys tridecemlineatus (thirteen-lined ground squirrel) is the source of this 3498-nucleotide messenger RNA. It is a transcript of the gene Fastkd3, whose product is annotated as FAST kinase domains 3. The record is from RefSeq and is a predicted model, not a curated record. Gene Ontology annotation, cellular component: ribonucleoprotein granule; mitochondrial matrix. Gene Ontology annotation, molecular function: RNA binding. Lineage: Eukaryota; Metazoa; Chordata; Mammalia; Rodentia; Sciuridae. Gene Ontology annotation, biological process: regulation of mitochondrial mRNA stability; mitochondrial RNA processing.
UGUGCGGCGCCCCCCGGAACAGAACCACAGGCUCCGCGGCGCUGGGUUCGGGCGCUCGGCCCGUGGGGGUCCUUUCUUCCCUGGAGGACGCGACCCCGGCUCCCGGCUCGUCUGCCCCUCGCGCUCGGGUUCCCUGGUCCCCCGGCCCCUGUUGUCCUUCCCCAGUUGUCUCCUUUACUGUUCUUCUCUGGUUGCCGGGGUAGCCCUCGCCUCUCCCCGGUCCUGACACCCGCGGGGAGCCGCGCGUCCCCUGCCCUGCACGGCCCGCCUCCCCGAGCUGGCCCGCGGGAUUUGAAGAGCUCCGCCUUUGGCCGACGCAGCCCUCCCUGGACCAGCCCGGAGGACAUGCGGCGAAGAGCUCCGAGUUUGACUCCCACCCAGCUCGCCACUUACUCGCGAUGCCCAAAGCCUGGUCCUGGCUCCAUCGCCGAUCUAAAAAAGACAGGCUUUGAGGAAAAAGGAAGGCGUUUCAUUGCUUUGGUAGCCCAGGAGGAACACAGAGGACUGCUGUCCCGGAAGCUGUGAUUCCCCCUGCCAGGGGGGCACAGGGCUUUUUAAAAAGGAACACAAGUGCUGGGAUCCCAAUGCAGUCCGAUAUAAUUACUUAGUAUCCAGCAGAUGUCUUUGAGAGAGGCUUUGCUCCAGUUCCCAGGUUUAGAGUUUGUUUAUUCUUGUGGGUAGUGAUAUUCUUCCAGGCAGUGGAAGACAGGAGUGCUUAGCCUGGGAUAGGAAAAGUGUUAGUAUUGUUUCCCCGGUUGUUAGGGAGGUGGAAAAGUGGAAGAGAAAAAGGGGGGAAAAAUGUCAGCCACCUACAGGUUUAUGCUCAAAGCAUAAGGUGGCCCCCUCCCUCUUAACACUAGCUGUGUAAACUGGACACAGUAACUUUUCUGUGCCUCACUUUCUUCUUUGGCUGUCAGAUGAUGACAAAAGUAGAUAAUUUGUAUAAGUGAGUACACCUAUAAAGCACCUGGAACUGUGCCUGACAAGUGACAGCAAUUGUUUUUGCUCUCAGUCACUUUCCCAAGCUCUGGGACACAGAGACCUACCUUUCUAGUGCUUGUAUACAAGUGGGAAAUUUUUAUUUACCCCUGUUUUGGAGUACCCAUCCUUUUUUUCAUGGACAUUGAUACACAGUGAGUCAUGUGCUUUGUAUUUGACUUUGUCUUUUUAUUUUACAAGUCCAGAAGAGCUGAGAAUUACAUGGCAUGGCUUUAAUUACCUUGCGAAGGAACUUCUGCCAUUUGUCUGAUUUUCGGAUACAUGGAGCUCUGGCUGCUCUGAGAAAUCAUCCUAUAAAUCAUGUUCACAAGGUAUCCAAAGAGCAACUGCAUCCUUGGUUCUGUUCAGUACAGUAUGAGCCUUUCAAGAUCCAUUUUCAUCAUGCCUGCUAUAAAAAGUUCCACUUACAAAAUGGAAAUGAACUUCAUCCAGUUGGUGAGCCAGCAUUCUCUCAGGUACAUGACUGGAACAAGUUUGAACAAAAUCUUAAAAAUGAGGAUGAACAGAUAUUUUACAGGAGACUAAACGAAUUCACUUCAUCAGAAGAGGUGUUGAGUUUUAUAAAAACACUGGAAACUCUGCCUGAUGCUAUGGCUGCAGGAGCCUUACAACGGAUCUGUGAAGUAGAGAAAAAAGGUGGUGAUCAAAGGCUGCCCAAAGAAAUACUAGAGAGCAAUGUCUUUCAAGCUUUAUGUUUUCAAUUUGAACAAGAGCCCUCACAGCUGUCAAACUCUGGUUUGGUGACUGCUUUGCAAGCUCUGAUUUGGUUGCAUGUGGAUACUCAAAGUAGCUUGGUACUGAAUCUCGUGGCAGAAUGCCAGAAUCGUCUCAAAAGAGGUGGCCUGGAAGUGCAUGAUCUUUGUGUUCUUGGGGAGAGUCUGAUUAGACUGCAAGGCCCAGGUUGUGUGACACUAGAACUAAUUAUCUAUCAACUGCAAGAUGCAAAAUUGGAAGUAUUUACCCCGGAGGAUAUUGUGGCCCUUUAUAGAAUACUGCAGGCAUGUGCUGAAAAAGUAGACCAACACCAGACAUUUUUAAAUACGAUAAACAACUUUUCCCUUUCAAUAGUUUCCUACCUGAGUCCUAAAUCCAUUAGCCAAAUGCUUACUGCUCUGGUGGUUCUAGAUCAAGCUCAGGCACUUCCUCUGGUUAUAAAAUUGGGUAAAUAUGUUGUGAGGCACAUUCCCCAUUUCACUAAUGAAGAGCUCAGGAAAGUCAUAGAGGCUUUCAUAUAUUUUGGACACAAUGACAGGUUUUUUAUCAAAACCUUAGAGCGGCAUGUAGCUGCAUUCUGCCUCACCUUGGAUGCUGAUGUUGUCAGCAAAAUCAUGGAGUACUGCAGCAGAAAGCUGAUUCUUUCGGAACCCAUCCUCAAUGCAGUGGCAGAAACUUUUGUUAGCCAAUCAGAAAAAUUAUCACCUAGUCAGAUUUCUGAGUUAAUUGAGCCAUUUGGAAAACUAAAUUAUUUGCCACCAAAUGCACCUGCUUUAUUUAGGAAGCUAGAACAUGUGCUGUUCACCCAUUUCAAUUAUUUUCCACCCAAAACAUUAUUGAGACUUCUCCAUUCAUGUUCGCUGAUUGCGCACCCUCCAGUCAACUUCAUGGGAAAAAUAUUCAGCCCUUUUUUUCUUCAAAAGCUUCAAGGUGAAGAGUCACAUUUGGACAGAUUGAGUAUGGCACAACUGACCCAACUGUUCCUAAGCUCAGUCCUAGAGUGCCCUUUCUAUAAGGGUCCCAAACUAUUUCGUCAAUACCAAGUGAAAUCAUUUCUUACUCCAUGCUGUUCCCUGGAGACCCCUAUGGAUUUUCAUCUUUAUAAAUCUGUGAUGAUUGGACUGAUUGACCUUUUAGGAGCAAGAUCAUAUUUUGCUUCAAAAGUAUUAACACCCUAUUGUUAUACGAUAGAUGUUGAAAUUAAGUUAGAUGAAGAAGGAUUUGUAUUGCCAUUCACAGUUGAUGAAGACAUCCAUAAAAGAGUAGCACUGUGCAUUGAUGGUCCAAAAAGAUUUUGCUCUAAUAGCAAACACUUACUAGGAAGAGAAGCUAUCAAACAAAGACAUCUACGAUUACUGGGUUACCAAGUUGUUCAGACAAGGUGACCCAUUAAGACCGGGCUCCUCAUCCACCCUACUGAUCCCCUAUCAUGAGAUUGAGGUGCUCAAGUCCAGACAAGAAUUGGUGGAGUAUCUACAAAGCAAGCUCUUUCCUCAAAACUCCACUGUUCAUUGGUAACAAGGAAGAACAAUGGCUUUAUGCCUCAGAUAGUGAAAGGACUUAUUUUUAAGAGACAUAGUUUAAGAGGAUAAUUUGUGAAUUAACCAUUUUGCAGAAUUAUGUUUAUAGACUGGUGCUCUGAGAAGGCUCAGAGGUUUUCCUGAUACCAUGUAUAAUUUUAUGGGUGGUAAACUUAAAAUUAAUUUAUUACUAGUGUCAUAGGAAUUUUUAUACCUCAAACAGAAUUGAUCAAGUACAAUAAAGGAAUAUAAUGAAUACUUGUUA